Telopea speciosissima is the source of this 1888-nucleotide messenger RNA. Its product is annotated as serine/threonine-protein kinase STY13-like. Gene Ontology annotation, biological process: protein phosphorylation. Gene Ontology annotation, molecular function: ATP binding; protein kinase activity. The record is from RefSeq and is a predicted model, not a curated record. The transcript is spliced from 6 exons. Lineage: Eukaryota; Viridiplantae; Streptophyta; Magnoliopsida; Proteales; Proteaceae. Bases 555 to 1613 code for a protein of 352 amino acids.
CCUCGAUCCGGUUCCUACCCAACAGACUUUCAGGCUUUAUAGUUGAGAUUUAAUGAGGAUUUCCAGUGUUUGUAAAGAUUCCUUGAUUGGUUCUCCUACUUUCCCAUCCCUUCCUCUUGUAAUCUCUUGCAUUUCAGGGAAUUUUGUUAUGUUCCCAAUGAAAAGUUCUUUCUUCUGUUUCUGAGAGCUCGUUGGGUUUCGGAUUUGUUUUCCUCGUUUUUCCCGGGUUGUUGGUGUCUUGGGGAUCUCUCUCUCUCUCUCUCUCUUCGACAUGUGAGUUUUUAUUCUUUGCCCACCUCAACAAAAGCAUCUGUUAGUUGCUUACUUUUGAUCUCCGUUCCUGAGGAUUAUUCUUGAGAGAAAGGUUUGUUUUUGAAAAGAGGCCAUGCGAAGAGAGCAGAGUAUGUGUUUUAUGGUUCUCUGCUUCACGUCAGCUUAUCAACUUACAUAGGGCUUUCGAUGUCUUUGUUUUUUAUCUCCGUUUCCUAUAAAUGGGUGAUGGGUACAAGUGUUCGUUGCUAGAUAGACGGUAGAUCCUUUACCAUUUUAGUAAGAUGGAAUCUGGUAAUGGCUUCUACUCAGUUGACGAGUUCCGUUUGGAUGCCAAGUGGCUGAUCGAUCCCAAACAUCUUUUUGUUGGACCCAGAAUUGGAGAGGGAGCUCAUGCCAAAGUAUACGAAGGAAAGUAUAAAAACCAGAAUGUUGCUAUUAAAAUUGUCCAUAGAGGGGAGACCCCUGAGGAGAUUGCUAAGAGAGAAGCACGGUUUGCAAGGGAGGUUGCAAUGUUGUCCAAAGUUCAGCAUAAAAACUUGGUUAAGUUUAUUGGGGCUUGUAAGGAGCCUGUUAUGGUGGUUGUAACUGAGCUUUUGUUGGGAGGUUCAUUGCGUAAGUACCUGCUGAACAUGCGACCUAGGUGCUUGGACACACAUGUGGCAGUUGGUUUUGCGCUUGAUAUUGCUCGGGCAAUGGAGUGCUUGCACUUGCAUGGAAUCAUUCACCGUGAUCUGAAACCUGAAAACUUGAUAUUAACUGCAGACCACAAAACUGUAAAGCUUGUGGACUUUGGUUUAGCAAGAGAGGAGUCUCUAACAGAGAUGAUGACUGCCGAAACAGGAACUUACCGUUGGAUGGCACCAGAGUUGUAUAGUACGGUCACACUGAGACAUGGGGAGAAGAAGCAUUAUAACCACAAGGUGGAUGCCUACAGCUUCGCAAUUGUCUUGUGGGAACUCUUACACAACCGGUUGCCUUUCGAAGGCAUGUCAAACCUGCAGGCUGCCUAUGCAGCCGCUUUUAAAAAUGCGAGGCCCAGUGCAGAAAACCUGCCUGAGGAUUUGGCGCUAAUUCUGACUUCGUGCUGGACAGAGGACCCGAAUGCCCGGCCAAACUUCAGUCAGAUAGUGCAGAUGCUACUCCGUUAUCUCUCAACAAUCUCACCACCAGAGCCUGUGAUCCCAUCCCGCAUUUUCAAUUCUGAAAAUGCUGUUCUUCCACCGGAGUCUCCAGGUACAAGCUCUUUGAUGGCAGUACAGGAUGACUUGGGAGAAACCCCAACAGCCAAGAUGGAAAACAAGUCGAGAGGUCUAUUUUUCUGCUUCAAUCAGUGCUACUGAUCCCCGAUGAAAAAGAUGGCGUCUCCUUUCUGUGAGGAUCGUAACCUGCAUCUUGAGGGGCUUAAUGAAUUAGAUUCUAAUCUCACUGAAUGUAUCUAGAAGAGUGUAGAUUAUGCAUCUCAGGAAGUUUCUGAGAUCUGUAGCCAAGAUAACAGUGCUUUGUAGCUGUUGGUAGUGGUGAAUUUGCAUAAUUGCAAGUGAUUCUAAUUACCUGACUACUAUGAACGUUCCUUCUGAUAUGAUGGGUAUGCAGCAAUCAAAAUCUAUUUUUGAUC